ACUGACUCUCCAAAAAAGCCCCCCCCCUUCUCCCCAAAUUAGCUUAGCCUCUCAUAAACUCAAAUUAAUACCCCACACACCCACACACACAAACACAAACACAUUCUCUCUCUCUCUCUCUCUCUCUCCAGAUCUAAAAUCGCUGAUUUCUCUGAGUCUUAUUUGGGUUCUUGAGGGCUAAUUUUAUCAUCAACAGCAAUGGCGGUGACACCCUCGGCUCGCGAAGAGAACGUGUACAUGGCGAAGCUUGCCGAGCAAGCCGAGCGGUACGAGGAGAUGGUGGAGUUCAUGGAGAAGGUCUCCGCGGCGGUGGAGAGCGAGGAGCUCACCGUCGAGGAGCGAAACCUUCUCUCCGUGGCGUACAAGAACGUGAUCGGCGCGAGGCGGGCCUCGUGGCGCAUCAUCUCCUCGAUCGAGCAGAAGGAGGAGAGCCGCGGCAACGAGGACCACGUGUCCAUGAUCCGGGACUACAGAUCCAAGAUCGAGUCGGAGCUCUCCAACAUCUGCGACGGAAUCCUCAAGCUCCUUGACACCAGACUCAUCCCCUCCGCCGCCACCGGCGACUCCAAGGUCUUCUACCUCAAGAUGAAGGGCGAUUAUCACCGCUACUUGGCGGAGUUCAAGACCGGCUCCGACCGCAAAGAGGCCGCCGAGAGCACCCUCACUGCCUACAAAUCCGCUCAGGAUAUUGCAAACACUGAGCUGGCUCCUACACAUCCAAUCCGGCUUGGACUUGCUCUGAACUUCUCUGUGUUUUAUUAUGAGAUUCUGAAUUCCCCGGAUCGUGCUUGCAAUCUUGCUAAACAGGCUUUUGACGAAGCGAUUGCUGAGUUGGAUACCCUGGGCGAGGAGUCGUACAAGGAUAGCACUUUGAUCAUGCAACUUCUCCGUGAUAACCUCACUCUUUGGACCUCCGACAUGCAGGAUGAUGGUGCUGAUGAGAUCAAAGAAGCUGCUGCAGCAGCAGCACCCAAGAACGAUGAACAGCAGUGAACUAUGGAUUAGGGUUGAGCUUCUCCUCAAUGUCUUUUUAAUCGGAGAAGGUGCUUGGUACUAAUUUCACCGCUACUCUGAAUUCGUAGGCAUUCUUGUUUAUUGUUACUGAAUGGUGGAAGCUCCGGGUCCUUUUAGCUUAUCCUAUCAAAUUACAUGUGUUUUCUGGAUGCGCCUUGUUUUUCUUGAAGAUAUUUAUGCCUUUUAUUUUUCCCAUCUUGGGCAUUUUAUUUUGCUUUUUCUUUUUCUAUCAUUAGCUUCAUAAUGUUUUCGGUUUCCCAGUUAAGGGAAUUUAUCUUAGUCUAGUUUGAUUGGUGUUCUAUUCUGUAAGAUCAAAAGGUGCAUUGAUAUAUUUAUUGGAUGUUUGAUGAUUGCUUUCAGUCUA
This is a messenger RNA of Quercus lobata, 1378 nucleotides long. RefSeq names its product 14-3-3-like protein. The coding region runs from base 199 to 993 and encodes 264 amino acids. NCBI's taxonomy places the organism in Eukaryota, Viridiplantae, Streptophyta, Magnoliopsida, Fagales, Fagaceae. The record is from RefSeq and is a predicted model, not a curated record. The transcript is spliced from 4 exons.